Messenger RNA from Owenia fusiformis, 924 nucleotides. NCBI's taxonomy places the organism in Eukaryota, Metazoa, Annelida, Polychaeta, Sabellida, Oweniidae. The record is from the annotation of a GenBank genome assembly.
UAUUACCUGGUGAUAGAUGUUAGUUUCUAUGGAAAUACAAACAGAAAAUAAAUUGAGCUGUACAUCAGUGAAAUUUUACAGAAAAGUAAACAUUCAAAUACAAAGAGCAACAAAUUAUCAUUAGAAAUUAGAAUGGCGCCACCAAUGAACAAAAGCCACAAGUUAAGGAAUGCGAUGAGUCAAAUCUGCUGUUGGACAUCGACAGAAACAAGAAAAUCCUGGAGACGUAGCAAUAGAAUUGUGCCUUUCAUUGAACCAGAAAUUGAAAAAGAGAUUGAACUAGAAGAACAAAAAGAUAUCGGUGAAAACAAUGCAGUUGUUGACUUGGAUGCAAUUGAAAUAAAAUAUGAAUGGCCUGAAAUAGAUUUCAACAAGUUUGGACAAAAUGGUAUCUACACUAAAUCUUACUGUGAUAUGGAAUAUAUACUUAGAAUGUCACCAGUAUAUGACCCAGCAUUUUCCAUGCCUAAAAAGGACACACGCAACAUAUUCCAGAGAGCCCUCCAUCGAUUGAACAAAAGGGCAAGAGAGGCCAAAUAUGCAAUUUCCACUUCUUUGAGGAUGAAAUAUUCAGAGAAAGAUGGUUGCCAGCAAUGCCUGGAGACAAAUGAUAAAAGUUCGAAUAAAGAAAUGUUCAGUUCUUUUUAAAAAACAUUGAACGAGGAGUGUCAGCUGUGAAAUAAUCUGGACUUGGCCAGCUUCCCUGUUGCAAGAUCCAAUCAGGAUGAAGCCCGGACCAUCCCAGGGCAUGUGAUAAAAACAGGACUGUUGAAAUAAUUGUAGAAGGUUAUGGCCACGUCUUCAAUCUAUUACUACUACUGCGAGAUAUUAUCAAUUGUAUAUAUGUUAUUACCAAUGUAUUAUGUUAUGUUAUGUAUAUAGUUUUUAUAGUGUAAAUAAAUUGUAAAUAUGUUCGUAUGUUUA